AUGGAAAAGGGUAGUCUUCGUUCGUCCUCCCCGUUGCUCCUCUCCUCUUGGAAUACCAAUAAGCAUCCUAAAAUUUACCUCUUCGCGCCUCAAGAAGCGCAUUAUACUGUCGCUGCUGUUGCUUGCGGGUUUCGUGAACAUCUCGUACCUUCCGUUUUCGGGUAUUCCACCCCCGGCACGGGAUUUGAUAGAGUUGCAAUGAGGAAGUUGCUGACUCAACGUCUACGCAUCUCAUUACCCAUGGGGAACGAAUUUGAGACUUAUGAAGGCAACUCACCUCUGAUUCCUCUUGCUAUCCACCAAGCACCGUUGAACAGAAAUGAUUUCCUCCUGGAUUUUUCUUGGCUGGAAGUUUGCCCUAUUCAUCGGUUAUUCGAUAAAUGGGGCUUGGAAGUGAAUGCGCACAAUGGUGGAACAUUUGCGGUCGGAGAAGAAAACACGAAACAAUCGACUUGUGUGGUUCGCCUGAAGUCGGAUUUCGUCGACUUCGUACUGUUACGGUACUGGGGAGGGUGUUUUCGGAGAUCGGAACGAUACUUCGUACUGAAAGUAUCCGCAGCUCUAAGGGGAGACCCCAUAGGAGGUGCUGGAGAGCGAAAAGGCGCCGCCCUCGAAAGGAAACGUAACAAGACCGAAUCAGAGGCUACCGUUUUACCGCCACUAUGGUGGGUAUACCCCAAAAUACCGCAGGAUCUGUUGAGAGCUUUGGAUAACUGGCCGAACCCCGAAAGGCACACCAAGAAAAUCGAGUCUUUGAAGAAUUUUAUGCUACUGCAACUAGCCGUAGCAGGUGAACCAUUAUAUCUGAUACGAGAAAAGCCUUUAGCCUCUAGCAAACUCCAAAGCCAUCUUCGACUAGACUUUCGAGUUUCCUUCAAACCUAGAAUACGCGCGGUAUUUAAGAUGAGAUGGGCCUUUUCUCUAUCCCUCUUGCCUUGGACCGCAAAGAUGAGGCAUACGGGUAAUCCCCGAAAUGGAAGAUUAUAUAGAAUAUACCUUGGUCUUAACCAUAAUUUAACGAGCAACGAGGACAAUCGCGGAGUCAGUGGUGAUGAGUCUGGUCAGAACCAGACUCUCGCAGAAGGGUCUAUCCUGGAAGAUUUCCCAAGAACAACGACAGCUGUCCAUAACGAAACCUUAGUCUUGCUUGCCGAUAUAGAAGUCAUAUAUGACAUGCAGGUCAGUAGAUCGAUUGAGACGAUUGUGCUUAAGACUUUGAAGAGAGUGUACGCAAAGACUGAGAAGAGACAAGAAAGCGACUACAGAUCCAAGAGGAGAGUAACAAUAUACAAACAAUAA
This is a messenger RNA of Lindgomyces ingoldianus, 1299 nucleotides long. RefSeq lists its product as uncharacterized. Lineage: Eukaryota; Fungi; Ascomycota; Dothideomycetes; Pleosporales; Lindgomycetaceae. The record is from RefSeq and is a predicted model, not a curated record. The coding region runs from base 1 to 1299 and encodes 432 amino acids. The transcript is spliced from 15 exons.